Molecule: messenger RNA, 573 nt
Organism: Aedes albopictus (Asian tiger mosquito)
Lineage: Eukaryota; Metazoa; Arthropoda; Insecta; Diptera; Culicidae
Product: NPC intracellular cholesterol transporter 2-like
Exons: 2
Coding region: 92-550 (152 amino acids)
Biological process (GO): sterol transport
Molecular function (GO): sterol binding
Source: RefSeq, a predicted model, not a curated record
AACCCGCGUCCCGUAUAAAAGAAGAAUCGGCCGCUUAUCGGAACCUAGUCUUGCUUCUGUCUCGAUAACCGUAGCACCACACACAGUCAACAUGUACAAGUUCCUCCUGAUCGCCGCUCUGGUCCCAGCCAUCCUGGCCCAGACCCCCGUCCGGCAAUGCCCCAACGGAGCUGGAUUGCCCGAGUCGGUGGACAUCAACGGCUGCACGACCUCCCCUUGCCCGAUCCAGAAUGGAGCCCCCAUCCAGGCUGUGGCCCGUGGAAUCACUAGCCCGGUUGCCACCAACGGAAUGACCUCCUACAUCGUGAUCCGCCUGGCCGGUCUGCAGAUUCCGUUCCCGAUGCCCGAUGGUCUGGAGGAUGCUUGUGCCGUCGGAACCGCUCCCGGAACUUGCCCGGUUUCGGCCGGACAGACCUUCGACUACACCCUGGAUCACGAGGGCCAGGCUCUGGCGCUGACCGGAGUCACCGUCCAGGUUGAGGUCGGUCUGCGUGCCGAUGACAACUCCGUGAUCGGUUGUCUGCUGUUCGAUGCUCAGAUUGUCGGUUAAAAUAAAGGCUUAGUUUUAAUGUA